CAGUAAAAAUGGAAAUCAAGAAAAUUUUAUUCUACCUUCAGAUUUUCAAACAAUUCAUUUUUAAAAACUUGGCAUGGAUUGGUCCAGUUCAAAUUGAACCUUGCAGUGUGUAUGCGCGAAUUUAUUCUACUUGAAUCACUAAAAUCGAUUUCGUGUGCUAGGAACUUUAAUAUCUUCGGUCUGUCAAAUGCCAAAUAUGGAGUUUGUCUUGAACCACUGUGUGGUUAGAGUUCAGUGCUUGAACUAAAAUCAUACGAAUGUAACUCGUCAAGUUUAUAACUUAUACUAUAAGUUAUAAAAAAAUUAAUAGUUAUUUCCCAAUUUGUUAGUUCUAAACAUGACAAGUAUAACGAUAUCAGCGAUACGUCCUCGUACGAGCAUACUAGAUAAAUCACUAAGCAAAGGCAAAGGAGAGGUUAGCCUAAGUUGUUAUGCUCUUCUGUUUUCUGAACUUGUGCAGUACUGUCAAAAUCGUGUUUACACUGUACCAGAACUGCAAAACAAAUUAGCUGAAAUGGGCACGGAAGUUGGACACAGAAUUACAGAUCUACUUAUCGUCCGUGAAAAAAGUGGCAAGCGUGAAAUAAAAUUAUUGAAUGCUUUACUGUUUAUUAAAAGCACACUUUGGAAAUGUCUGUUUGGUCGAGAGGCAGAUAAGUUAGAGCAUGCCAAUGAUGAUGAGCGUACUUACUAUAUUAUAGAAAAAGAAGCACUGGUUAAUAAAUUUGUUUCAGUCCCAAAAGACAAAGGAAGCCUAAAUUGUGCAUCUUUUGUAGCAGGAAUUGUUGAAGCUGUACUUUGUGAUUUUGGAUUUCCUGCAAAAGUAACAGCUCAUUGGCAUAAAGGUACAACAUACAUGGUUAAAUUUGAUGAUGCUGUCGUUGCUCGAGACAAGCAACUCGAAGAUCGAUAGUGAAAGAAGCACCAUAUAAUAAAUAUUUCAAAAUAUCUAUCAUAAAAUACUUUAUUUAAAGAAAGCCACUUCUUAAAUAAUUAAACACUCAGUUUAAUUAAUUCGAAAAAAGUAAAUUGUAUAAAAAUAUAUUUAUUUUUCUGUUUCAUAAACAUAUUUGGAAUAGUAGACACAAAGGGCUCAUGAAAUUCAAUUCAGGAUCGCUUUUAUUUUUACAGCACUGUUAAGUCAAAAACUAUUGGAUAUACACUACAUAUGUUAAGAAAUAAAAUGAUAGUAGAAAGAUCCCUUUGUACUCACAACAUUCAUGAACUGAGAAGUAAACUAUGGCAAUAGACAGAA
This is a messenger RNA of Cephus cinctus (wheat stem sawfly), 1255 nucleotides long. It is a transcript of the gene Trs31, whose product is annotated as trafficking protein particle complex subunit 5. The transcript has 3 exons. The coding region runs from base 338 to 913 and encodes 191 amino acids. Gene Ontology annotation, biological process: endoplasmic reticulum to Golgi vesicle-mediated transport. The record is from RefSeq and is a predicted model, not a curated record. NCBI's taxonomy places the organism in Eukaryota, Metazoa, Arthropoda, Insecta, Hymenoptera, Cephidae. Gene Ontology annotation, cellular component: TRAPPI protein complex; TRAPPII protein complex; TRAPPIII protein complex.